Messenger RNA from Rhagoletis zephyria (snowberry fruit fly), 396 nucleotides. RefSeq lists its product as uncharacterized. The record is from RefSeq and is a predicted model, not a curated record. Lineage: Eukaryota; Metazoa; Arthropoda; Insecta; Diptera; Tephritidae.
AUGCCUAACGAAGAAGGGUCAAAGGAUUCCGUGAUGCAAGCCGCUGUGCAGCAACCUGUUGAAGAUCCACGUGCAAGCGAAGGCGUUACCGAAAUCGCAAAGGUGACCGUGAAAAUUCCACCAAUUUGGCAUGCAAAACCUGAGCUGUAUAUUGCGCAGGUAGAGUCGCAAUUUAUUGCCGCUGGCAUUUCGAGCGACAGGUCUAAGUACCACACCGUAGUAGCCGCCAUCGAAAGCAGCGUCCUCGCACAAAUUAGCGACAUUAUACUUAAUCCGCCAGUUGAGGACUUGUAUAGAACCCUAAAGAUGCGCUUGUUAGAGCAGUUUGCCGAUUCCGAGCAAAAAAGAAUCAAAAAACUACUGCAGGAUUUAGAGCUUGGAGACAUGCGCCCAUAA